AUGCGAAGUGGAACACCAACGCUCCUAGUUGUUGCACCAUGGUCUUCUGAAAAGACACCUACCUGGGAGAAAGCCGCGCAAGAGAUGAUUGUGAGUUUGGCUGAGUUGUUCAAAGCAUCGUAUAUCAGCGAAGGCGAUAUCCAUGUCGAGAUCGUCACUCCGGAAUUUGAGCAGACGGUUUAUUUCGUCGCGCCCAACGACGCCUCCCUCCAUGGCAACUGGGACUGGGUCCGUGCUAAAGUCCAUGACUUCCUCCAGUCAUUCCAAGCAACUAGAGAUCGCUUGACACUUCUUACUCUCUUCCAGUACGGAGUGGUUCCAGAUCCCCAAGACAAUCCUCUUAUAAUCUAUAUCUCGGUGGACUUUGGUUCGGACGAGACAGGUUGGCACGAGGUCGUCGCUGAUAUCAAGAACAUGCUUCAAGGCGUGGAGGGAUGGGGUCAUGUACAGGUCCAUAUGGAGCACAACGAGGAUGGAAACCAGUUUUAG
Molecule: messenger RNA, 489 nt
Organism: Fusarium oxysporum Fo47
Lineage: Eukaryota; Fungi; Ascomycota; Sordariomycetes; Hypocreales; Nectriaceae
Exons: 1
Coding region: 1-489 (162 amino acids)
Source: RefSeq, a predicted model, not a curated record